Molecule: messenger RNA, 1014 nt
Organism: Dibothriocephalus latus
Lineage: Eukaryota; Metazoa; Platyhelminthes; Cestoda; Diphyllobothriidea; Diphyllobothriidae
Source: the annotation of a GenBank genome assembly
AUGAUCGGACGCAACUACAGCAAGUUUUUACACGGCUUUUUCUGUGCCUUUGUGUGUCUGUUUCUCAUUAAUCUUCUCUGUACGCUUCAUUUUGCCUUCCCCAAGCGACUAGUUACAUUCUCUCUCAUGCAAUUUUCGCCCAUACAAUCAUCUGUCCAACACAAACAAUGUGACGUUCCAGUAAGUUGUCAAGGUUUACAAGAAAGAUUUAUCGACACAACCGGUGAAUUUCAUGCGCUUGACGCCCAAUUAGAAGUGGGCAUUUACAGCGUCUUUCUGGAUAAACGGAAAAGUGACAAUAUCACGGAGAAACGUUCAGCCAGUGGACACAGGAAUGGCGUUCUUAGAAUUUUCUUGGCAAAAAGAAGAAUUCCUUCACCGAAACUGUACUGUCAUUUCAUCGGAACCAAUGGAGAAGUGCGAACUGUUGCCUCACGCAACUUACUGGGGCGCCUGGCCAUAGACAUCGAGCUCAUUCCGCUUAUAUGGUCCGAUGAUCCGGAUAUAAUCAGCAGGCGUUCCUGGUACUACUUCCAAAUAAUCACUGUCAAUGACUGUCUCUAUCGAAGUAUGCGUGAUGUGGAUUUUGUUUUCUUUGGUGAUAUAGAUGAAAUUCUGGUGCCCGUAAGCCCCACAGCCGCGGACUGGGGCACCUUGACGGAUUACUUCUGGGGCACGUCUUCGCAUAACCUCACCCGCCCAGGUUACUGUUUCGACUCGGCCAUCUUUCCUACCCAGGACACCGAGGACUUUGAACGACCCUUCCACCGAGACUAUACCAGGCGAGUUGAGAAACUGGACAUCCUGCGCCGGAAGUGUCUAGUCCGGCCUUUGUGGAUUUUUGAAAUGGGCAUACAUCAUAUUAGCAAACCCUACGAAGAGUCUACAGCUGUGGCCCUCAAUGUGGGAGCUGAACACUCCGAAAUGGCAAUUGUGCAUCACUAUCGGAAAGGGGACAUUGAUAGUAAAGAAAGGACUAUUGAGGACAAAUCGCUCGAAAUAUUUCUUCCGUAA